AUGGUUAACCCACCCCAUCAACGUAACAACCCUGAAGUGGUUGAACUGCCAGUUACAGCGUCUCUCGACGAGAUUGUCGAAAUUAUUCGUCGCGAUGGAGGCGUUGUAAUAAAGAAUUUCAUCACUCCUGAGACUGUGCAGAAGAUCAACGAGGAGAUCGAGCCGCACUGGGAAAAAAAGGGUGUUUAUAAAGGCAACCUGUUCAACGCGGAGGAUCCACCCCUCAGCGGUCUUGUUGGCAAAUCCCGAACAAUAGCGCUCGAGUGUCUCAAUCAUCCGGUUUAUCGUGAAGCAGCCAAGAAGCUGCUUCGCGACGUCACCUAUCCCUGGUGGGGUGACUCGAAAAGCAUUUGCAUCUCUGAUCCGAUUUUGUCCGUUUCACAAGCUUUCACUCGUGGACCCAAGACUGCAGGACAGCCGUUGCACCGUGACGACAUUCCGCAGCACUACGAGCAUGAAGAGGGGAGUGGAGACAGCAGUCUGCUAGGUAUUCUUAUCGCAGGCACGGAAACAAAUUACGAAAACGGUGCUACACAAGUCAUCGUCGGAUCUCACAAAUGGGGAGAUGAUCGUGGCCCAGCUGACGAGUCUCUUUGCUCGACCGCUGAGAUGAAGGUCGGCGACGCUUUCAUAAUCAUCGGCAGCAUCUGGCAUGGUGCCGGAGAGAACAAGUCAGAGACCAGUCGACGAAAUAUCUACUCUAUGCACAUGGUCAAGGGUUGUCUCCGGCAGGACGAAAAUCAAUUCCUUGCCAUCCCUCGCGAUGUCGUCAAAUCUUACCCUUUCGAGGUUCAGCAGUUGAUCGGUUAUUCAGUUAGUCAACCGUAUUGCGGUUGGGUUGAGAUGGACGACCCGGUUAAACUGGUUGCUAGCGAGCAACAAGAUUGGACUCAUAGGGACCUCCAGGGUAUCAUCUUUGAAGGCCCGGGCUCCGAGAGUUUUACAGGCCAAAAACCAGUUUUGACCCCUCCAGUCGCAUAG
Messenger RNA from Penicillium cosmopolitanum, 981 nucleotides. Its product is annotated as phytanoyl-CoA dioxygenase family protein. Bases 1 to 981 code for a protein of 326 amino acids. The transcript is spliced from 4 exons. NCBI's taxonomy places the organism in Eukaryota, Fungi, Ascomycota, Eurotiomycetes, Eurotiales, Aspergillaceae. The record is from RefSeq and is a predicted model, not a curated record.